UUGCCUUACCUUUUUAGCCAAACCCAAAUUCUCUUCGUAGUUCGUUCCAAAGAAGAAAAGCCACCCUUUCUUCCUUUCUUCCCCCGACCACACUCUUCUGGUCCUGCUAGCUUCGCUUUCAUCCAUUUUUCCCCAAACCACCCUCUUCUGGCCACCCCGCCUUCCUCACCGUCGCCCUGCAUUUCCCUUCCUCAUAUGCCCUUUCGACGCACUCACAAGCUUCUUUUGAACUCCCUUUCCCCUAAUGUUCAACCCAGCCACACAAACCCUAAUUUCCCAGUUUUAGGUGCUCCACCACCUCCGCCUCGCACCAUUGGCAACCGUCGCGACUUCGCCUCGGUUCUUAGCUCAUACGGAGAGAUGUGCUUCUGGCCAGGCAGGUGCGUUCGUUCGCAUCAGAGCCCCUCCUCCGGCUGCCUUGUCCUCUUCCAUUCUCGGCCCUUUUUUAUCAGUGGGCUCCCGAGAUUCAGUUUUUACUCCUCCUCUUUCUGAAUGGACGGUCUGAUCUCGAUUUCACUCACACAUUUGGGAUCGACAUUUCCGCUUUGGGUGAAAUGAGGGAGCAAGAAGCUUUGGCAGAUCUCAUGAAGAAGACUGAUUUAGUGAACAAGUAACUGAAGCCACUAGGGCAAUCAGUCCCGAAGAAGGAGAAAGAGUGCAUGGAUGCUCUUCAGGCUUUUAAUGAUAAGAACAAGGAGAAAGUGCAGCUGGUUACCAAGCUAAUCGGAUGGAGUCCAUGGCACAUAUUUUUUUGGUAGAAGAAGGAUGAUUUUGAACAGUUAACUCUAGAUAGAUUGACAGUCUUUAUGUUGACUUUAGAACCAUAGAAUUAAUAAUUAGUUAGCUUAUAGAAGUAAUAAUUAGUUAGCUUAUUGAGGAGAUGUAGAUUGUAACAGUAUAGAAUUAUUGACUACAAGAUUUGAUGAC
Molecule: messenger RNA, 927 nt
Organism: Linum tenue
Lineage: Eukaryota; Viridiplantae; Streptophyta; Magnoliopsida; Malpighiales; Linaceae
Source: the annotation of a GenBank genome assembly